GGAGCAUCAAAUGGUCCGAGAAGCACAUCUUCAAAGCAGAACAAGAAGGCGACAACAUCUCUUUGAGCUGUGUGGACGAUUGGUGUCAUACAUUGGAUAGCCAACUUUUCGAGCGCUUUGGCUCUCAGCCGCCAACUUCUCUCGCGGCGGCGAGUCUCAACUUCUCUCGCUGCAACCUGGAUGAUGAGGCUCUGACGAAGCUGUUGAGUUUCCUCUACAGCAGGGACAUCACGGUGCAGAUCAUGAAACUCUUCAGGAAUAACAUCACCGAUGGUGGGGCCUGGGCUGUUGGUCAAUUCAUGGCCCACAGUUCACAGGCGGUGCAUGAAGUGCACUUGAGCCACAACAGCAUCACUGAGAGAGGUGCUGCUGGUCUGUUGGAGCUCAUCGCAUGGAGCCGAAAGUAUCCCUACGACGCUUCCAGCGGUGGCCGCGAUGGUCGUGGCUUGUCGCCCAUCUGGCUACGCCUGGAGCACAACUGCAUCGAUUGGCGCGUCAUCGACCAUCGCUUGCAUCGCAGUGAUCUCACCUGGUGCACCGCGGAGUCUAGAGAUGGUUGGCUCAUGUCAGAUGCAGCACCCACCAUUUGCCUGCACGCUUCUUACAGGAAUCAACAUGACAAGCUGACGUGGGAGGAAGGUGAAUGGGCUGGUGAUAGCAUGCCAGCUCAACCGGAGAGCGGCAAAGUGAUCCUGGCCGCCUUGAAAGGCGAUGCUCAGGCCCAGGACAUCGUGGGUCCCCCCACGCCUGUGCCCGUGCAUCAUCCACCGCCUCCACCGGCGCCCAUGCGACCACGGCCGCAGCCAAUGCCAUUGAAUCCAACGUCAAUCGCGCAGCCCAUGGCCAAGCAGUCUCCGAUUUCUCCGGUAUUGAGUACCUCCCCAAUCGGCGACAAAGGCAGCAUCAUGUCUCCAACCAGAGAGAAAGCUCCUCUUUUGUCUUCCACACCCAUGCAGAGUCCGCAGGGCCGUGUGCCGGCACCCAUGCAAGUGCAAGAGACAGAGGAGAUUCCGUUCUUCAUAUUUGUGGAUGCUGGCACCUUGCACCAAAUGAUCACCCGGGAGGAUGGUUUGAUCCGGCUCCAGGGGCUUCUGAACUUGGCAGUCUCUGGACAUAUGAAAUGCAAUCCACCUGACAACAGUGACAAGCAACCACCCUAUUGGGUGAAUCCCGUGCAGGAGGGAGAGACCUUCCCCAUCUUGCUCACAAAGGAGGUCAUGCAGGAGUUGGACCAGCGCCGCGAUGAUCCUUUGCUUCGAACGGAGAUGGCCCGUUACGUGGCCCAGGAUCCGCACUCGCUGUUGCAGCAAUGCAUCGCUUGGGGAAUCCUGGAGGUUUGUGAUGCGAGCAUCUCACAUGAGACCUUGGUGCACGUGACUAAACCCAUGGAGGCAAGAGCUCGCGACUUUCACAUCUCCCUUGCAUCGUUGAAGGUCCUUGACUUCGCCAAGAUCUGGUGGGCAGAAGCGCCAGGGCGAGUGCUGGUCAUCACUGAUGACAUCGAGCUACGACAGAUGGAGUGUCCCCCGAACUUUCCAGGGGUGAUCAUGCUGGGGGAGCUCAACAAGCUGCUUUGGCAGGAGCCGUCGGGACGGCAACUUUCUGACAUUGCAGGGCAGCCGCAGCCCCCUUUCAAGAACGUCAUCUUGAGCUCAUCAGUGAUUUGCAAGGCUGUGCAGAUGCGUCAAAAGAGCCUGCCAGAAAGGCCCCAGGUCCUGGAGCAAAGACAGGAGCUGCAUCAAGCGUUCUCGCUGAUCAGCAAGGUGCUGCGCUUUGCGAGGGCUGGCCAUGGUGGGACCCUGUCCAUUGCGGAGCAGGCCACACAAAGUGCCAGGAUGGAAGGUGCACUGAGACGAUGGCGAGAUCUAUUAAUACAAAUUUAUUGAAUAAAGAAUUCCAC
This is a messenger RNA of Cladocopium goreaui, 1900 nucleotides long. The record is from the annotation of a GenBank genome assembly. Lineage: Eukaryota; Dinophyceae; Suessiales; Symbiodiniaceae.